AUGUUGAACGUGGCACGGUUCUCGACACUGGCCUCGCUGCCGGCACUGGCCGCGACAUUGAUCGCUCUCCCUUUCUUCGCCUUCCUGGGCUUCUAUCUGUGGGUGACUCCAAGCUCUUUCAAGGACAGUCGGCGGAAGAAACUGCCUCCUGGGCCACGCGGGCUCCCUUUCCUAGGAAACUAUCUCGACCUCGCCAAAGCCGACACGUUCAGAUUCCAAGUGCAACAAUGGGCUCGGCAGUAUGGAGAAAUCUGGUACACCAAGAUGGGUGGCUCCGAUUACAUUUGGCUUUCGUCACCUAGGACUGUAAAGGAGUUGAUGGACAAGCGGUCGUCUAUCUACUCCUCGCGCCCGCCCACGCCGCUGGCGGGUGACACGGCCUCGGCAGGAAGGCGACAGUUGUUCAUGGCUUACGGACCAGCCUAUCGCGUUGUUCGCAAGAUCUCACACUCGCUGCUGAGCAUUACUGUCUCUACAAGCUAUCAGCCCAUCCAGGAUCUUGAGUCAAAACAACUCAUGUACGACCUUCUGCACGAUCCAGACCACUUUUACGAUCACAAUCGGCGGUACUCAUCAAGCGUGAUCCUCACCGCCACCUACGGCCAUCGAAUGCCCAACUGGGACGCCGAGAUCGUCAAGAACAUCUACAAAGUCAUCAACAACCUGCAGAACUUUGCCACGCCCGGCAUGUGGCUGGUGGACACGUUCCCUGAGCUGGCCCAAUUCCCAUCGUGGAUGUUUGGCAACUGGCGUGCUUUCGGCAAGAAAUGCUUUGAGCACGACUCGCCUAUCUAUCUGAAGCUGUGGCGGAACAUGAAGCAAGAAGUGGAUGAAGGGCGCGCCAACCCUUGCUUUGCGCGCGACUUCUAUCUGUCGGAACCCGAAAAGCAGGGUCUUGACGAACUUCAGGCCGCUUAUCAGACUGGAGGUCUGGUAGAGGCCGGCUCGGAGACGACUUCAGCUUUCCUCAACUCAUGGAUCCUUGCUAUGCUUCGCAACCCGAGAGUCUUCAAGAAGGCGCAGGAAGAAGUCGAUCGUGUUGUUGGACCCAACCGCCUGCCGGACUGGGCGGAUGAAAAGGAUUUGCCUUACUUGCGUGCUACAAUCAAGGAGUUGCUGCGAACCCGGCCACCAAACAAGAUCGGUAUUCAGCACUCCACGACCGAAGAUGACUGGUUUGAGGGUUACUUUAUACCUAAAGGUUCAGUUGUCAUGUUAGAUUGGUGGUCCAUCAACAACGACCCUUCGCACUGGGAGAAGCCGGAAGAGUUCAUGCCCGAACGAUAUCUGAAUCACCCUCUGGCCGCCGCCGCGUACCUUAAUGCAGCCGAUCCCAAUGAUCGAGAUCACUUCUCAUACGGCGCCGGACGACGAGUGUGUCCAGGGGUUCAUCUCGCAGAGAAAAGCCUGUUCCUCAACAUCUCACGAGUCCUGUGGGCCUUUGAUCUGUCCAAGAAGAAGAAUGCACAAGGUGACGUGAUCGAACCGGAGGCCGGCAUGGUGCCGGGCUGGAUGACCAUUCCUCUCCCUUUCGUUUGUGAGAUACGUUGUCGGAGCAACGAGAAGAAAGAGCUGAUUGAGACGAUCUGGUACGAGGCGAGGAAAGGCCUUAAGGCGGACGGCGACAUUCCUGACGGGCAAAGCCACAAGCGGUAG
This is a messenger RNA of Cyphellophora europaea CBS 101466, 1656 nucleotides long. RefSeq lists its product as uncharacterized. NCBI's taxonomy places the organism in Eukaryota, Fungi, Ascomycota, Eurotiomycetes, Chaetothyriales, Cyphellophoraceae. The coding region runs from base 1 to 1656 and encodes 551 amino acids. Gene Ontology annotation, molecular function: heme binding; monooxygenase activity; iron ion binding. The transcript is spliced from 2 exons. The record is from RefSeq and is a predicted model, not a curated record.